This is a messenger RNA of Suhomyces tanzawaensis NRRL Y-17324, 1521 nucleotides long. Its product is annotated as cleavage polyadenylation factor subunit. NCBI's taxonomy places the organism in Eukaryota, Fungi, Ascomycota, Pichiomycetes, Serinales, Debaryomycetaceae. Gene Ontology annotation, cellular component: mRNA cleavage and polyadenylation specificity factor complex. The coding region runs from base 1 to 1521 and encodes 506 amino acids. The record is from RefSeq and is a predicted model, not a curated record. The transcript has a single exon. Gene Ontology annotation, molecular function: protein binding.
AUGUACAACCGUAACCAGGAUGCCAGGAAGGAAAGGCCGCAGUAUAACCUGAACCUCGAGCAGCAACUAGCAUCCCAGGAAAAGAAAACCUCGUUCAGAAGAACAGUGGACCAUGGUAACAACAUGGGACGGUGGUACAUCCACAAGAGUCUUGGGUUGGCCAACCGUCAACAGCCAAUUGGCAAGAUCAGACCCGAGUCAUCGUACUUGAUCGACCUCUUGCCCAGCUUGGCAUACUCGUCGUCGCUCAACCUUGACAGCCAGGCCAACAGCAACAAUAUGGCCAUCAUGGACUGCCAGACUAAGUUCGUGCAUUUGUCCUCCAAUAAGGUCAAGCACUCAAUCAACACCGUCAAGUGGACGCCAGAGGGCAGACGGUUGGUGGUGGCCUCGCACAGCGGAGAGUUCACCAUCUGGAACGGAAUGACGUUCAACUUCGAAACCAUUAUGCAAGCACACGAUCUGCCCAUUUUGUCAUUGACAUACUCCCACAACGAUGAGUGGCUCCUCAGUGGAGACCAGAGCGGAGUGAUCAAGUACUGGCAGCCCAACUUCAACAACGUCAACAUCAUCAACGGGCAUUCCAACGGUAUCCGAGACAUCGCGUUCUCUCCCAACGACUCCAAGUUCUUAACGGCUGGCGAUGACUCGUCGCUCAAGAUCUGGAAUUUCAACAACGGUAAGGAGGAGCGUACACUCGCGGGACACCACUGGGAGGUCAAGAGUGCUGACUGGCACCCCAACUUGGGGCUCAUAGUGAGUGGCUCCAAGGACAACUUGGUCAAGCUCUGGGACCCACGCUCCCCCAACUGCAUCACCACGCUCCACGGAUUCAAGCACACGGUUAACAAGACCCGGUUCCAGACAGCAGGCACCAAGCGAUUGCUUGCUACUGUCUCCAGAGACAGAUCGUGUCGAGUGUUCGAUUUGCGAACCAUGAAAGACAUCUUGGUGUUGCGAGACCAGGACUCAGACCUUUCUUGCGUGUCGUGGAACCCCAUCCACCCGUCGUUGUUGACCACAGCUGCCUACAACGGAUCCAUGAACCACUACCUCUUGGACUCCUACAUCCCAGAUACAGCCUCCACCAAGACCAAGGUCAACCCGUACAGCACGCCAUCCGUGGGGCUCGAGUCACUGCACAAGAUCCCCUAUGCACACGAAAAGGCCAUCCAUGCGUUGGAGUACCAUCCUUUGGGUCAUUUGUUGUGUUCUGCUGGUUCGGAUAAAACAGCGAGGUUCUGGUCCCGAGCAAGGCCCAACGACCCCAUGUCGUUCAAGGAUGCAUUGUACACGGACGACAAACAGGGAGCCUGGUACUACACCGUGAACAACAAUAUCAAUGCUGUGAUCGAGGAUCCCGAUGCACCAGCAAAGGCCACGGUGUCGUCUCCCACCAAAAAUGGUUCCAAGGACGAGAAACCCGCUCCCAGCUUCAACUUGCCUGGCUUAAACAGUUUGGGCAACUACGGAAACGGUGACGAAGCCUCGUUGUCGGGAAUUCCGGGGUUGAGAGGUUAG